Messenger RNA from Diaporthe batatas, 1179 nucleotides. RefSeq lists its product as uncharacterized. The transcript has a single exon. The record is from RefSeq and is a predicted model, not a curated record. Bases 1 to 1179 code for a protein of 392 amino acids. NCBI's taxonomy places the organism in Eukaryota, Fungi, Ascomycota, Sordariomycetes, Diaporthales, Diaporthaceae.
AUGCCGUUCGAUUUCGACCGCAUAAUCGACCACCAGCUCUACCUCGCAACGCAGCAGUGCAUCCAACCGCACGUACUACAGCAGAGGCGGGUCAGCAGUGCACCCGUCCCCUCCACUGUUGCUGCUGCUGCCGCCGCCGCUGCGGGAGUCGGUCCUGCCAGAGCAGCUGGUGUGCGCAAGUCGUCCCUGGGCUCGCUCGUCUCGCCAUGGAGCCCCUUCAGCGACGGCAGCAGCAAUGGCAGCAGUAGUAGUAGCGGAAACCCCAGGGCCCUCGCCGCGUACAGCUACCAGACGAGGCGGCAGCAGGGCUCCUCGCCGAUCGACCUCUUCUUCGCAGAGAUACCUUUGCUCGGCGGCAGAGGGCAUUAUGGACGCGGGGUCGAGACCCCUCUGGCUCGGGACGACAGCAGCUCCAGCCUCGAUCACUUUGUCACAGCCCCUGUCGGGGAUUUCAGCGCAGGCGCCGGUGCUGGUGGUGCUACCGAGCUGCUGCCGCCGCCGCCGCUGCAGCACCGGAACGGUACUGACUCCGGGCCCGGGAGCAGCGACACCGACGACUGGGCUUUUGCGACGGCGAGCGGCGGUAGUGCCGCGGGGACUUGCUCGGGCCUGGACACGACCGUCGACCUGACGCCGUCGCCGCCACCUUCAUCAUCGUCAUUCCACGUGCGCAAAAGGGUUGCCACAUACAUGACAGCAGCUGCACCAAAACCUUCAGACCGACGAAACCACCCCGCUGGCCCAGCCUCGGCAAGGGUGCCCGCCCCCGCUGAGGUCUCGGUCAUAACCCUCCCGGUGCGGGACCUGCAGCGCGCGAAGCGCUUCUACGAACGUGUCUUCGGCACGCCGUGCCUCUCUUCGUCCGGGGACGGCAAGUCUGCGGCUCUCCACCUCAACAACGGCGCGCUUGUCGUUACUUUACUCGAGUCCGAGGAGAAGGGGUGCAGGGGCGGUAAUGGCCAAGUGGUCCUGCUCACCGUGUCUGUGGACGACGUCGAGGAGGUAUACCGCCGGCUGCGGUGCUUUGAGGAAGAGGCUGAGGGGGCGGAUGGUAUGGAAGACGUUGCUAUCCCGGGGUUUUCGGCGUUGGUGUCUAGGCCUUGGGGGUUGCCGGUUAUUAUGUUUUCUGACCCUGCCGGAAAUAGGUGGCGGGUUUCACAGGAAACGGAGAGCUCAUGA